UGGCUGCUGCUGCACCGCCAGGGACAGCAGCAGCAAGAGCACUGCAGCAGCACCUCAGCUCCUGUCCAGCCUCGUCUCUCUCUCUGGAGCAACAGCGCCAAACCGGCAGCAGCAGCAGCAGCAGCAACAGCAGCAGCAGCAGCAGCAGCAAGUUGUUAGUCCUGCUAGAUCUGCAGUCUCCCACGCUGGCGAGGCACUUCAAAAGCUGCUUCGCGCCGGCCCUUCAAGGGCCCCGCUGCCCUGUGCUGCAGCAGCAGCAGCAGCAACACUUCAACGGCUGCGUCUCCUGGAGCUUGAGGACAGCAGCAGCAGCAGCAGAAACAGUGCAACAGCAGCAAGAAGCCGCUGAAGCUGUGCAGCAGCACUUCGAGUGGAUACGCACAUACCGCUCAGCGCUGCUACUUAUGCUGCAGCAGCUACUGCUCCAGCACAGGCUUCUCCGGGCAGCAGCAGGUGCUGAUGCGCCGAAGCCUACAGCAGCAGCAGCAGCAGCAAUUGCUGCUGCUGCUGCUGCUGUUCAUUCAGGCCAAAUGCCCCUUAAUGUCGUGUACAGGGCAGCAGUUUGUGCUGCUGUAACGGGGCUGCAGCACACUGCUGCUGCUGCUGCGCUGCAUGCAGUGGCCCGCACUGCUGCUGCUGCUGCUUCUCAGUCGUGGCUGGGGGCAGUGGCUCUUGCUGUUGAGGCAGAGGCGGCUGCUGCUGGGCUGAAAGCAGCAGCAGGCACAGCUCCAGCAGCAGCAGCAGCUGCUGCUGCUGCUGCUGUUGCAGAGACAACAGCAACAGCAGCAGAUGAGGAGCUGGUUUCCGCCCUUGCUGCUGCGGUGCGCCGUGCCCACUGUUGCUGGAGGGACUGUUUGCUGCAGCUGCAGCAGCACCGCAGCAGCAGACGCAUGCAGCAGCCGCGCAGCUGCAGCAGCCCCCCGCCUUUGCCGCCUUUAGCAGCUUUCGUGAAGGGCCGCAUGCAGCUGCUUUCUCUGCUGCACUCCUUUGCUGCUUUCGCACUCGAGGGGCUACGCCAUGCAGGCAGCAGCAGCAGCAGCAGCAGCAGCAGCGAGGGUCCCCCGUGCUCGCAGGCAGCAAACGGCGGUUCUGAGUUUGCUUCAGCGGCGAAGAGCCCCCCUGAGGACGCUGCUGCUGCUACUGCUGCUGCUGCUGCUGCUGCUGCUGCUGCUGCUGUUACUGAUGAUGCCUUUUCUGCUCGCUGCCGAGAGCUACAGAACUUGCGAGAGGCAGCUAAGAUGGCUUUGCACUCCUUUCAGAGCCAGCUGCAGCUGAUGCGCAGCUGCUGCCAGACCACGAAGCGGCUGCUGCUGCUGCAGUGCUGCUGCUGCCGCACAGCUCUGCUGCUGGCGUCCUUUUGUUUGCUGCGCGUGCUUCUCUGGAAACAGAAGCAGCUCAAGCGGCAGCAGCAGCAGCAGCAAGGGGGCCACACGGACAAGCUCGCAAGCGCGAUUGCCUCUAGCAGCAGCAGCAGCAGCAGCAGCGAAGACAGUGCCUCACUUUUGCUGCAGGCCAUUGACGAGCUAGACACAGCAAUAGAAGGGCUGCAGCAAGGCCUUCAGGGCAUCAGCAGCAGCAAUGCUGCUGCUGUUGACCUGCGGGGGCUGUGGCUCUGCGCGUGUGCCGCUGCUCCUGCUGCAGCAAAGCAGCACUUCCUGGCAGCAGUACGCAGCAGCACCAGCAGCAGCCGCUGCAGAAGGAGCAGCACAGAUGGAGCAGAAAAGCCCAAUGAACUGCCUAAAGCUGGCAGCAUCAGCUGCGAUGGCAGCAGCAGCAGCAGCUGCUGCAGCAGCAGCUGCGAUGCCUCUGCAGCCAAAACACCAGCGAGGCCUUACUACUUCUAUGAAGAGCUGCUGCCGCUGCUGACAUGGCGGCAGCUGCCAGACCCAGCAACCAAGAAAGCAGCAGCAGCAGCAGCAGCAGAUCAAGCAUCUGCAGAAGAAGAUCCAACAAAAGGACUCCCUGCAUCCCUUCUGCGAUGGCUGCUGCUGCUGCUGCAGCAGCUUGUCUGCUGCAGCUGGCCGUUGCCGCCCCGCAUAUUUUCUGCUGCUCCGCUUCCUUGGGUUGCUGCUCAGGCAGUCGUGGAGGGAGACGCAGCAGCAACGCGCCUCGACAAUUUGCUGCUAGUCAUUUCCGUCUACGCGGAGCUGCGCGGCGCACCGGCGGAGACGCUGCAGUCCUGGCGGUGGCUGGAGCUGAUCUUUUCUUUUGCUGAGGGCGGCGCGGAGGCCCGCGAGGAAUUCCUUCGUCCCUGGCGGCCCCACAAAGACCCCAAGCGUGUGGAGUUGCGCCGCUUUUUAGUCCCCGUGAUUCAGCCCUUCGUUCCAUCCAACAACAACUGCAGCAGCAGCAGCAGCAAGCCGAGCCGGAGGGUGGAGGCGCAGCGCUGGGGGCAGCAGGGAGUGGCUGGGCAGUGGCUGGAAUCCCCCGUGGUGCGGCACCGCUGCUGCCUUGCAAGCAGCAGCAGCAGCAGCAGCAGCAGCAGCACGUUGUGCGUGGUGGUGGAGGCGAGGCCCCUUGACGGCAGCCUGAAGCCCCUGGGGGAGGUCUCCCAGACAGGAGUGGUGGCGGACCAGCCGGAGCUGCAGGCCCUCGACCUCUGA
This is a messenger RNA of Eimeria tenella, 2603 nucleotides long. RefSeq lists its product as uncharacterized. NCBI's taxonomy places the organism in Eukaryota, Apicomplexa, Conoidasida, Eucoccidiorida, Eimeriidae. The transcript is spliced from 6 exons. The annotation marks the transcript as partial. The record is from RefSeq and is a predicted model, not a curated record.